Molecule: messenger RNA, 2132 nt
Organism: Phytophthora nicotianae INRA-310
Lineage: Eukaryota; Oomycota; Peronosporomycetes; Peronosporales; Peronosporaceae
Exons: 1
Coding region: 810-1988 (392 amino acids)
Source: RefSeq, a predicted model, not a curated record
GCCCAAACCUGUAAACCUGUCACCUUGUCAGGCGUGGUCGUCGUCUCCCAAUCCUGCGGAUCACUUGCCGGGUCUCUUGACGUGUACGCCAGCGUGUCCGAGACGCGCCCCACCUUGCAGUCUCUCACCGGCUCAUUCGCAAGCAUGACAAAGGUCUCCGCGUCACCGAAUCCAUCAACGCCGGUCCUCGCUAAUACCGAUGCUCGCUGCCAUGAUCGAGCGUUUCACAGUUCGGCAUAGCAAUAAAGCGCGAGUCAUGUACCCGAGCGAGCAAUCCACUGUACGUGUGCUUGGCGCCGGCGCUGGGUGCCCGUCUGUCCUCUCUUUGCAAGUCAUCAGUGCAUGUGUGCCAAAAGCUUAUUGUCGACGCGGGGUGAAAGAACUGCAGUAACUGUGGGGCGGCACUGCCUCCAAGUCGCUGCACGGCACUUGCCGCUGCUUACAGCCCGGCACCUGGAAAGGGGGGCCACCCCGUCUUGCCCGUCAGUCAAUCGAAAGGAAUCGCUGGUGACGAUGAUGCCUUUGCUGCGCACCCACCCGGUGCACAGCAAUGGACAUCAUCGUUGCCACCGACGCCACAACGCCGCACCUUCCACCAUCGCCUGUCCCUUUCUGUCUUCCUCCCAGUGUCGCCGGAGCGUGCUAUGCACUCGCUGCACUCGCCUGCGCCCUGGGAUGAGACUCCCAGUCGUCUUGAUGCGACCUAAGUUGUCGAACCGGACAAGAGAGGCAGGAACGCCCCAACCAUUUAAAAAUCUGCACUCGCAGUGAGAAGAGCAGCACACGUCGUAGCUGCAAAUCAAUUGACUAUGGGAGGUAAGAAGCGCUACGUGAUGAACCCGUUCCCGUCGAUGGAGCUCUCGGCGGGCGACAAGAUGCAGAUGCAAAAGACUGCCAACGGUUUCCUCGCGGAAUGCCUACACUCGUACGAGAUUCACCUCAAGGAAGGUGGCCACAACGUGGACGAGCGUCGCUGGAAGCCACUUAAGACGAGGGAAAACCUGCGACUGUAUCUGGAGCGCGAGGUGCGCACGACGACGGACGGGAACCACUCCAUGAUGAACGAGGCGUCGGAACAGGCUGGCACGCCCGUGUCGCUCUGUAUCGGCACGAUGCAGGGCACCCUGGACGACGUCGUGUUCGGCACGGUGAGCACGACGUCGGAGGACAUGUGCUUCAACGCCACGUACGUGGACGACCUUACGGGCGCGGCGGUGCUGGCUACCGUAGUGGAGCCUACGAUUGAGGAUCCAUUAUCGACGCUCGCACUGAAAUGGCAGGAACUGGACCUGUUGCUACACUCGAACAAGCGUGACUUUGUGUUCAUGGAAGCCACGGGUUUCACGCAACUGGGCAACGGCGAACGCGUCGGAUACCGUUUGAUGUACUCGAUCGGCUUCCCUCAGACGCCAGAGCUGCCGAACCGCGUGCGCGCCAGCGUCAACGUCUUCUUCCUCUACCGUCAGGAGCACGACCAGUGCGUCGAGAUGUACGCGUCCGGUGUCGUCGCGAACGGGUCCAGCGUCGAGUCGUUCCUGGUCACGGCGUCGGCUAUGAAGUUCUUCACGGCCUUGAAGUUCGCCCACUGCGGUGAAAUGAAGAAGCUCACGUGGCUCAUGCACCGCCGUUAUGCGCUGGACAAGCAGCGUGGUGCUCCCAUCAGCGAGGGUGAGUGCGUGAACUGCGGUAUCCCCAUCAGCUCCAAGAUCUUCGGCAAGUUCGGCCGCUCUCGCGACUCGUGUAAGCUCUGCCAUCGCCUCGUAUGCGGCACGUGCCGUGUCAAGAAGCGCCUGAACUUCGUGACGCUCGAGAUGACGUUCGAGGAGCGCAAGACAUCGUUCUGCCCCUCGUGCAUCAAAGAGGCUUUUGAAAUUAACACAGCAGACGCCGCCCGCGCGCAGAUUGCUGGCAAUAAUUCGCAGUACGCCUUCCAUUCGGGUACGGAUUACUCCUUUGCGUCCUCCUCUGACUCGGAGCGCACCGUGUAAGGUCUACUCAAAUAACAAAUUCUCAUCCUGUUAAACUGUCAUGUGGUAAGUACUUGUAAAAUAUAAAGUUGCCUUCAACUUCAACGUAUUUCAUCCAAUCAUAUAUUUGAUUCUAAUUUAAGUGGACAAAAUACUUUUUUUUUU